This is a messenger RNA of Ambispora gerdemannii, 732 nucleotides long. The record is from the annotation of a GenBank genome assembly. NCBI's taxonomy places the organism in Eukaryota, Fungi, Glomeromycota, Glomeromycetes, Archaeosporales, Ambisporaceae.
AUGGCAAUUAAUAGUGCUGAGGAAUGGCUAGAAAAAGCCAUUAAUACAAACCAUAUUACUUUAUUUGACCACCAAAAUCUCAAACUAUGCGAGUCUCUUGGCGAAGGAAGCUCUGGUCAAGUUAGGCGCGCCGAAUGGAAUCACAACCUUGCUUUAACGCUAAAUGUUGCUGUGAAAAGUUUAAAAGGAUUGCAAAAUUCUACUGCUGAUAAAGACUACCGAGAAAUGGUUAAAGAGUUACAACUCUUACAAGACACUACAAUGUCCCCAAACGUGGUACAAUUCUACGGAGUAACCAAAGAACCUGAUGGUAUGAACUCGAUGUCAGUUGUUCGUGGGCAUCCACCAUACAUCGAGCCAUUGUGUUUCAAGGGAAACUACUGGCCUGAUGCAAGAUCCGAUAUUUAUAGCCUUGGAGUGGUAUUAUGGGAAUUAUCUAGUGGUCGGCCACCAAUGACACAUAUCAGUCCAUCAGCAAUAGGAUAUAAUGUUGUAAUGGGCAUGCGUGAAUCUCCAAUUACAGGAACACCCGAUGGCUAUGUGCAGUUAUAUACAGAAUGUUGGGAUGGCAAACCAGAAAAUCGACCAAAUAUCGACAGUGUUUAUAAGAGACUGAAAUUUAUCGGGUGGCCAGAAGAACAGGAUGUCUAUGACGAAGGAUGGAUAUUUGCGAGUCUCUUGGCAAAGAGUUCGGCAAAAUAUGGCGUGCAAAAUGGAAUCCCAAUCCUUUGA